CCUGCUUCUUCUUCUUUUUAUUUUUUCAUUUUUUAUUUUUGGUAGGGGGUAAUCAAUCACAGGGCCAAAUCUCACAUUUCAAACAACAAUUUUCAUAAUGACUUAGUUAAAAAGUUUUAAUAAUAAGAUAAUGUUUGUGACAUUUACUCUUGAAAAAAUGGUGGAAAACAUGAGGUGUUAUUUUUUUUUAAUAAGUGGUGGAAAACAAGAGUUUGCAUUUGUUUUAUUGCAUAUUUAUAUACAUAGUUUUACUUUUCAAGAUUGAUGAAUCAAUUGGUUGCAUUGUUGACGUGGACAAUGAACAUAUGCAAAAAGGAUCAUCAAAUAAACACUGGUGUAGUGCUUGACAUUGAUCCUUCGAUGCUUAAAUCAGUGAAUAAUUAUGUCUCCAUAUAUAUAGAAUCAUUAAUCAAAGAGAGAGAGAGGGUAGUUUUUUUGUGAUUCAAAUAACUAUGUGUACUUUUUUUGUCAUUUUCUCUUCUUAUAAAGAAUCUUUAUGGCUUGGUAUGAGGACUGUUUCUUGAAUGAUUGUUGUUGUGGUUAAUGAAGACUAUAUUCAGUCUGCUAUAAUGGAAGAAGAUAGUUAAGUUAGUAUAAGGAUUAUAGUUGACCUUCAGAAGCAGAAUAGAGAAGAGACCCAUGGAGAAUUGCAGUGUUAACUGCUGAUACACUAAGGUUGGCAAAGCUUUCACAAAAUAUUCAUUUCAGCUGGGUUCCCAGAUCAGCUAACAAUGCAGCACAUAGUUUAGAUUCUUGGUCUCUCUUAAAUCGUUUAUCUGGCUCUUUGCUUUAGGCUCUGUUUCGUAGGUUUUUUCUGAUGUUGUGUUAUCUGAGCAUGCAUUUUGUUGUAUUUCAUCCUAGCUUUUACUCUUCUGUUUUACUUUAAUAAAAUUCUUAUAGUUAUCUAUCAAAAAAGGAUUAUAGUUAACCAUAAUUAAAAAAUAAUAAUAAUAAUUUGAGUAGGAUUUCUUUUUAAUUAAAAAAAAUGUUCGGUUAAAGAAGAUACAAUAUGAGAUGACAUCAACUUUUUAUAUAAACUUCAAGAAGAGAGUCUCAUUUGCCAGUUUGAGGAGUGUCAUAUCUCCUUUUUAUAUAAAUCUCAAGGGAGAGAGUGUCAUUAUUGCUCUAUUUGAGGAGUGACCUAUCGUGAAGUCCAGAAAUAUUGUUUGUAUAAGUGUAACUUAAAAAAAAAAAAAAAAACACUCGUUUUAUACUUUAUAUAAGGCAUGUUACCAGUACUAUCAGACACACUUAAUUUUAUAACAGGGCCUUAUCCCUUCUUCCUGUGUGUGUGUUAAAAAUACGUAAUAUUCUUAAAAGAAAAAACAGUGGGUUAAUCUCACAUUAAAAAAUGAGUGUGAGUAAAAGAGAUUUAAAGCUUGUACUAUGUAUUCAAGAAUUAGGCACUUUUGGAUAUACACAAAUGUCAAUUUCUUUAAGAGAUUCUCCCAUCUUCCUUUGUGUGUGUGUGUUAAUAAUCGAUAAAAAAAGAUUAGUCCAUAUAAAAAUCGAGUGUAAAAUUGUAUGUCUAUUACUUACAGUCAAUCACAUCAAUAUAUUAUGAAAUUGGGUGUAAAAUUACGUGUACAUAAAUUUUUUUUUCGAGCAACGUUUUUAUGUAAUCCAAAUUGCAGGAAUUUUUAUGCAACAAACAAUACAUGUGACCUAGUUGCAUAAAAAUCUUUUUCCUUUUGACUUUUUGAUGGUUGUAGCUAGGGCUGUCCAAACCCAACCAGAGCCCGACAAUCCAACCAAACGGCCCGACAUCACAACCAGAGUGGCUGGAACACAUGGGUACUUGGCCCCAGAAUAUGCACUCUAUGGACAGCUGACUGAGAAGAGUGAUGUUUAUAGUUUUGGGGUGGUGGUUUUGGAGAUAAUGUGUGGAAGAAAAGCUCUUGAUUUGUCAUCAGGAUCACCACGUGCGUUUCUGAUAACAGAUUGGGCUUGGUCUUUGGUAAAAGCUGGAAAAGUGGAAGAGGCUUUAGAAGCUUCUCUGUCGAAAAAUGACGAUUCUGUGAAUUUGAAUCCAAAGAGCGUAAUGGAGAGAUAUGUGAUGGUUGGGAUUUUGUGUGCUCAUGUGAUGGUUGCUUUGAGGCCAACCAUUUUGGAUGCACUUAAAAUGUUGGAAGGAGAUAUUGAGGUACCGGCAAUUCCAGAUAGGCCAACGCCUCUUGGGUAUCCAUCGUUUUGUGGCAAUGGUAAUAAUUUCAGCAUAUCACCAGCACUAAGUGGGCCACGAUUAAAUAGCGGGGACAUGCUCAGGAGUUGGUGCAUAGGCAGCAAUUCUACUUCUGGAAGAACUUUAAGAACAACAGGCUGAAACACAUUAUAUCAAAGUC
Molecule: messenger RNA, 2342 nt
Organism: Quercus lobata
Lineage: Eukaryota; Viridiplantae; Streptophyta; Magnoliopsida; Fagales; Fagaceae
Product: mediator of RNA polymerase II transcription subunit 31-like
Exons: 2
Coding region: 1703-2323 (206 amino acids)
Biological process (GO): regulation of DNA-templated transcription; protein phosphorylation
Cellular component (GO): mediator complex
Molecular function (GO): transcription coregulator activity; ATP binding; protein kinase activity
Source: RefSeq, a predicted model, not a curated record